AUGGUGCUCAUGCAGAGCUAUUUCUUUUGCGCUUCUGUGCGUUUGGGCACCCUCGUUAUAUGCUUUUUUGCCAUGUGCAAAAGCGUCAUCACUAUGUAUGUGAUAUUUGACAAUGGCACCGCUUUCAUAUUUUCAGUGAUUCGCAUAUUUGAAAAUGAUGCAAAUUAUCGAGCGAGUAUUAUUGUACAAGAGGCCAUCAAUUGGGUGGAGAAAUAUCCCAAGGAAAUUAUGAUGUUUGCCCAGCUCUACAGCUUUUGUCAUAUUUUGUCUUGCAUUGUGGGUGCCUUUGGUGCUUAUAGGCUCAAGAAAUACUAUGUAUUGCCUUUGUUCGUCUUCGAAUUCUUUUACUUCAUGCAAAUAGUUUUACUAUCGGUGAUUGCCCUGCGAAUUGCACGUCAUGUUGUGCCCUUAACGACUCUGAUAUUGUUGACACUCGUUCUCACAUUCUAUGCAAUGCUUGUGGCCUAUGAUACCUUUGCUUUGAUUGCCUUUGUGCAGAUUAUGGUUUUGGUGCAUAGUGAAAAAUAUCAACGACUUUAUGGCAUGGAUCCGCUAAAUCCCGUUCUAUACAGAGAGGAAAUAAGCGAAAAAUCGAAGUCUGACAAUCUCCAGCCACAGCCACCAAUUAUUAUUUAUGUAAUGCCAAAAGUUGGUCAAAAAUUGUGGCACUUGCAGCCACAGAAAUGGUGGCAGGAUGAAGAAGCUGCUUCAAUGGGUACGAAUUUUGAUCACUCGCAGUAUUUUCACAGACAGGAACUUGUGUCGAAUGUUCUGCUACGAAAUGCUGUAAAUGCUAAAGGGUUUUUGUAUAAGGAAAAGGAACUAGUGACUUCCAGCACUUUUCAUAGGCUUGGUAAAAAUAUUUAG
Drosophila obscura is the source of this 867-nucleotide messenger RNA. RefSeq lists its product as uncharacterized. The transcript is spliced from 5 exons. The coding region runs from base 1 to 867 and encodes 288 amino acids. NCBI's taxonomy places the organism in Eukaryota, Metazoa, Arthropoda, Insecta, Diptera, Drosophilidae. The record is from RefSeq and is a predicted model, not a curated record.